AGCAAACUCUUCUUGCUAUUCUAACCAGCCUUUUCUCCACUUCUCAACCGGGAAAUCGCAAGAGCCGAACUUGCAUCGGCUGAUUGGCAGUUUACUCAAUGGCGUCAAGAAGUCAGCCCCCGGACGACGACACACAGGCCACUAUGAUUGGUCCUACCACCACAUUCUACGAUCCCGACGAGCUCGUCCAGCAACCCCAGGACGCCCAUGCCCAGCGAUACCAGCAGUGGAUGCAAUCAUACGAUUACGGACAACAGCAUCAGCAUCAGCACCACCACCCACAACAGCAGCAGCCGGUACAACAACACCCGGUCCAUCCAGCAAAUUACUACUCGGCAGAGCCGUAUCAGCAAAACGACUACAAUAACUAUUAUCAAGGGACUAGCUACCAGCACCAGCACCCACCCCAGCAGCAUCGGCCGGCGCCGUCAUAUCUUACUCCACCAGCAAAGCAAUCACAGAAGCAGACGCAGAACAAGAGGAAGCGCGCGCCAGUGAGGGACAGCGAGUCGGAUGGCAGCGACGACGACGUCGGUAUCAGUGUAGGGGGGGUGAGCAUUGCGAGGGCGUCCAGAUUGCCCGGGGCAUGCACCCACUGCAAGAAACUCAAGAUGAAGUGCGACUUCCCGCCCGGCGAAAAUACGUGUAAACGGUGCAAGACCGGUGGUCAUGUCUGCAUCGUCGAGGGGCGGAAACCAAGGACGGCACCCAACAAACGAGAAUAUCUUCUAGCCCAGAUUCGGCAGAAAGACGCCAUCAUUGAGAGUCUCCUCAAGCAGCUGCACAAUCCAUACCUUGCGACACCUCUUUCUAUUGCCUCAUAUCGUAUGGCGACUUCACCCUCCGACGCCAGCAACCGCAACGUUCUCGCCUGGCUAGACCGGCUUCAGUCCAGCGUACAGACUGCUGCUGGCGGUACGAGCUCCUUCAAUGAUGUCCGCGGAGGUGACGAAGAAUCGGACGACGAGGAAGGAGGGAGUCGAGUAACGCAUGCCCAGCGAUAUGGUUUGGUUCCCCAUGACGAGGAGGAGGAGGAGCAGGAAGAGACGCAGACGGCACUUCCCGACUCGCAUGUUCCUCUCGGGCUCAUUGCGAAUUUAAGUUUGACAUCGCAUCAGGGGACUAAGAAGGGCAAGGGAAAGAAGAGUGACGACGUGGACGAUGACAAUGUUGGUGUUGCAAAUGAGACGUAUUUCAUGCCUGGUCCUGCAACUAAUCUGGACAUUCGGGCCACGCUGAUAGAGGAACACAGUCCUCCAGAGAUACUCGUUCACGGCCUUGUGGCGCCGGAAGAUGUCGAGCGUUUGUUUGAAAUUUUCUACAAACAUGUCAAUCCGUUCAUAUCCCUCCUUGACCCCGUUCUACACACUCCACAAUCGACGUUCGCGAGAUGCCCUUUCCUCUUCACCGUUAUAUGUGCAAUUUCCUCCCGGUACCACCCUCCAAAGUCGAGUAUUUAUCCGAUAGCGAUGCAUUUUGCCAAACAUUCUGCUGCAAAUGCCCUUAUUGAUGGAUGGAAGAGCGUUGAGCUCUGUCAGGCGUAUAUAUUGAUGAGUAUCUAUGCCGUGCCUGCCAGACGAUGGGAGGAAGAUCGGAGUUGGUUGUAUACGGGUCUGGCCAUCCGUAUCGCUACUGACCUCAACUUGCAUCAAUUGCCAACCACAAAACCCACGAAUGAAAAGCAGGAACGCGAGAUCCUUAACCGCAUCCGUGUGUGGCAAAUCUGCUUCAACCUCGACCGCUCGACAGCCACUCAGUUUGGAAAACCUUCAACCAUCAAGGAGGAUUCGAUAAUUCGUCAUUCGGCGGACUGGUACAAAAAGUCCCCUUACAACCUCACCUACGAUGUCCAUAUGUGCGGAUAUACUGCGCUCUUGCGCAUCGUUGCGAGGUUCCAUGAUGAAGUUUUCGCCGAGGGCAGCGGUCUGAGUAGUCUGAAGAGGGUCGAUUUCCGGGACGUAACGAUAAGGUAUGACCGGGAGUUGGAGGCGUUUAAGGAGGAAUGGGAGGGGCGCGUCAGAGUCGUUGGUGGUGACCGUGGGGCUAUGUUUCGAUGCAGCCUAUUGCCAUUUUUAGUUGGCUAUUCCCGACUGGUGAUGUUCUCGUUUGGAUUCCAGCAGGCAUUCCAUAGAGGCAUACAAGCGGGGGAUGAUCUCUUCUUCAACAAGUGUCUUGAAUCCGCCAAGACGGUGAUCAGAUGCAUGAAUGAGGACCUGGCCCCAAGUGGGUUCAUGCGCUACGCGCCAGAUGGUCACUUUAUCUUCGCGGCCUUCGCAUCUGCAUUCCUGCUCAAGCUCCUUCGACCCGAAUUUUCUGCUCUCCUCAGCAAAACUGAUGAAGACGAAAUCUUUGAUCUCAUCGGAACUCUGAUUCAGAAGCUCAGCUCAUCCAGCAUUGCAAUCGACGACCGACAUACGCCAAAGUUGUAUGCUAGGUUCUUGGCCACAUUGUUGGGCAAAUAUCGGCGUGAUGGCCAGGGAGCGACUGUCGGGCGUUUACAGACCAUUCCUCCACCGAGUAACAUGGGCGGACCAGGUAACGGAACCAGCGGUAUGGGCGGAGGCGGAGGUGAAUACCAGCAGUUCUCGGUAGCGCAAGACCAAGGCGGUUACCAUGUUGCGAGUUAUCAGCCCACUCAGCAGCAACAACCACAGACCCCAAUUUACAGGCCAGAGGCGACAUAUGCGGCUGGCGCUGGGCCGAUUCAGUUUGGAAACGAUCUUGAAUAUUAUAGUUUCGAAUAUGGGAGCGGAAAUGUCAACGGGAGCGGGACUAUCGGGAGUCCAGGAGCCGGAGAGGUUGACAUGCUCGCGUCGAUUCAAGCCCUCAAGAAUCCUGAGUGGUGGCAGGGAAUGUUGAUGCCUGGGUUUACGUGGCCACAGGCAAAUUCUCCUGGAAGUGGAGGAUCUGCGAGUUCCACCCCACCAGCAACGUACAGUCAUACUCAUCACCAAUACCCGUACGGUUACCAACCACAGCAGGUGAUGGUCCCCAUGCACUAACGGUAAAUAUUCUGGGAAUAAAAACAGUUUGCUUGCGUAGAUUUAUCUGGUGACAUUCAAAUGUAUUAUGAGUCUUUGUUUUCUUGCUUCGUUGUAUGAUAUGAUACGCUCUGGAUCCGUAUAUCGUCAUUGUAAUCUGAUCUGUAAUGAAAAUGUCUUGCGUUACAGAAUUUGAAGCUUGCGG
Messenger RNA from Guyanagaster necrorhizus, 3186 nucleotides. RefSeq lists its product as uncharacterized. Gene Ontology annotation, molecular function: transcription cis-regulatory region binding; zinc ion binding; DNA-binding transcription factor activity, RNA polymerase II-specific. Gene Ontology annotation, biological process: DNA-templated transcription; regulation of DNA-templated transcription. The record is from RefSeq and is a predicted model, not a curated record. Gene Ontology annotation, cellular component: nucleus. The transcript has 12 exons. Bases 99 to 3002 code for a protein of 967 amino acids. Lineage: Eukaryota; Fungi; Basidiomycota; Agaricomycetes; Agaricales; Physalacriaceae.